CAGCAGGUAGAACAGGUUUGGGCGAGGCGUCUCAGUGAGAGAGUCAGAUUUUCAUUGUUCGGUUUAACUCCGUCUCGUAGAAACAGAAGACAGACAGCAGCAGGAGGAGAAGUUUGGGUUUACCUUCAAGAAACCACAGAUUGAAAGAAAAGAAGAAAAGAAGAGAAGAAAAGGUGACUCUGAGCAGCUGUGAACAGAGCUCUCUCCUGAUUGGACGGCUUCCUGAUUGGUUCAUCUCCUUAAGCCCCGCCCUCCUGUGACUCAUCACCAUGUCAUCAAACAUCCGCGUCUCCCUCGAGAACCCGUACGGCGAGGUGACCAUCCCGCGGGCUAAGCUCCGCCCCUCCGAUGGCGACGCCACGGUGAUAGCCAAUCCCGGUGCUCUGAGCGGCGAGAACCCGUACGGCGUGUCGAGCUCUGCCCCCCCGCCGUACGUGGUGAAGGAGGCCGCGGUGGAGGAGGAGCGGGGGGGGCGCGCCUGCUGCUACCGCUGCCGGAGGAGGAAGUGAUGUCACAGCUGCACCCGGAGGAGGAAGUGAUGUCACAGCCGCUGCCGGAGGAGGAAGUGAUGUCACAGCUGCUGCCGGAGGAGGAAGUGAUGUUACAGCCGCACCUGGAGGAGGAAGUGAUGUCACAGCCGCACCUUUCACCGAGGAAGGGAAGA
This is a messenger RNA of Sander lucioperca (pikeperch), 664 nucleotides long. RefSeq lists its product as uncharacterized. NCBI's taxonomy places the organism in Eukaryota, Metazoa, Chordata, Actinopteri, Perciformes, Percidae. The record is from RefSeq and is a predicted model, not a curated record. The transcript has 2 exons. The coding region runs from base 270 to 509 and encodes 79 amino acids.